GGCACCUGAGUGCCCUGGGAAGGAGCAGCAAAAUCUUCUAUCAAGCUCCUCUUCUUCUCCUACGCUACAAGUACUCCCCAGCUGAGUGUCUCCGGGUGCCCAUUGGCAGACAUGGUCCUUAGCCGCACACACCUGUGUGUGGAGUGACCCACAGAGGAACCUUUCCCCCACCAGGAAGGGAGUGUCACAUCCCGGUCCUGUUCACCAGCCACCCAUACCCACUGGUGUGACCGUGCAUGGCAUGGCCAGUGGCCAGGGCCUGAGGGCAGGGACAUGGACAUCCUCCAUGUUUCAGAGUGGGCAUCCUGGAAUGCAUCCUUUGUGGAGCCGGAUGCUGGGAGUGGGUCCCUCUCUGGCCCCUGGUACAGCACACACAAGACUCAGCUCUUGGGAGUUUUGCUUGCUGCUGCUUCAAAUUUUCUGAUCAGUGUCUCUUUGAAUAUACAGAAAUGCGCUCAUCUCCGACUGGCGUGCCAAACAGAGCUGAAGCCCUACUACAUGAGCAAGCUAUGGUGGUGUGGUACUACCCUCCUGGGGCUCGGAGAGGUGGGCAAUUUCACAGCCUAUGGAUUUGGCCCCAUUGCCCUCAUUGCUCCACUGGGAUGUUUAUCUGUCACAGGUAGUGCAUUUAUUUCUGUCUUAUUCCUAAAGAAGACCAUGAGGGCUGCUGAUAUAUUGGGGGGAACACUGACAGUAACAGGGACAUACUUGUUGGUGACAUUUGCUCCAGAUGUGCCCCAAGAGAUCACAGCAAGACGAGUUCAGAAUUACUUAGUGAGCUGGCCUUUUUUGGUGUAUUCAAUCAUAGGAAUUAUAAUAUUCUGCAUUCUCCUCUAUUUUUACAAAAGGAAGGCUGUGAAGCACAUUGUUGUUUUGUUAAUGAUGGUAGCACUACUGGCAUCACUGACUGUCAUUACUGUAAAGGCUGUGGCCAGCAUGAUAACACUCUCUGCAGAGGGGAAAAUGCAGCUAACUUACCCUGUUUUCUAUAUCAUGAGUAUUUUAAUGGCAAUUUCUUGUGCUUUCCAAGUCAAGUUCUUGGAUCAAGCAAUGCAUCUGUACGAAGCAACAGCAGUUGUGCCUCUUAAUUUUGUGUUCUUCACCACCAGUGCCAUCAUUUCAGGGGUCAUAUUUUAUCGGGAAUUCCAAAGCACAGCUUUGCUGAGCGUGUUCAUGUUUCUGUUCGGGUGUCUCCUAUCUUUCCUUGGUGUAUUUGUAAUUGCAAAAAAUAAAAAAGAGGAGCAUUUACAAAUUCCUUUUAUUGACUGUGGACAUAUUCCUGGACAAAAUUUGACGUGCAAAAUACAACCAGAUCCUCACAGUUCACGCUAUGGCACUUUGAAUAAUGAAGACAACUCAGUGAAAAGUCAAAGCUGAAAGAAGCAAGCAUCUCACAUGCCAAUUAACUGAAGGAAUGCCACUGGAACAAGGAUCAGCAGCACCUUUUUCUUGAAUACAUUCAAGUUUAUGUUCAACUCCUGUAUCUUGAUGAGUCAAAGCAUUUAAUUCAUCCCAUGGUAGCCCCAAAUGUGUUCUAAAGAUGAAGGAAGCCUUAAGAAAAACUAAAUAACCAUUAAUGAAAUGGAACAUUCUCCUAGUGUCUGUGCCUUUUCAGGAUAUUUUUAGAGUCUUAAUUUCCUUGAAAUGCAAAUAAGCACAGAAUGGGAUUAUAAAAAUUCUUCUUUCAGACCCUCCAGAUACUUAAAAAGAAAGGUGGAAAUGGGGAUUUUCACAAAUUACUUCAAAGUAUUCUGCUAUGUGUAUAAUACCUUUAAAAAUCUGAUCCUUCGUGCUCAAGAGUCAAACCUGUGGGCAUAGAUACAGACAAAGUAUAUUAUAUUACAUAUAGAGGGAAAAUCCUGAUUCUCUUAUUCCAUCAGACUAAUUCUCUUAUCUUCCUAGGAAAUAAACACUUGUGUGAGGAGGGAGAAGGAAAAGAGUAAUUGCCAUAAACAUAGACACAUUCAUAUUUGUACACGUUUGUGGUGCCCAGCCAAGGCAGAGCUAGGGAACCACGCCCAACAUUUUCCAUCUUCCCAGAAGAAUCCUCUGCUGUAGGCUUCUCUGGGUUAUACUAUCUGUUAGUAUAGCUCAGCCUGAGGUUUAUCCUCUAUUUUUUGGGAAAACAAUGUUUUAGUGAAGAAACUGCAAAGAUCUCCUGAGAGAAUGGGGUUGCCGUGCUCCCUCCCUUGAUGUGUCUUGGAAAAAUACCCUUAAAAAAGAAAAGUAGGAUUACUCCUGCCUCCUUCCUAAACCAUUUAUAAUCUGGAUGGGGAAAGGCUGUAAAAAACAGGAUCACAAAGAGUGACAGUAACAGUACAAUUUUUCCUUCAUUAAAUGGUAUUGUUUCCACACUGAUUUGAAGAGCCAGCAGUGAUAGGUACCAUGGCAAUACAGGCUCUCUGUUCAGGUCUGGGAGGUCUUGGUGUCCCUCAGUACCAGUUUCCAGGCAAGAAAUCUUCUUCUGGGCAUUCAUCUUGGGUCCACUUACCCCCGCCUGGUAGCACCCAGCAAUGUCAGGUGGCACAGUGGGUGUCAGACACCUCCUCUGCAGAAACAAUUGAACAUGGUCAUGAAAAUUGUUUGCAUCUUGGACAAGACACUUCUAGGUUUGAGUUAAUCUGCAGUAAUGGAUAGGGGCCAUAGACUGUGUAUAUUUUGCUUCAGUGAGAUAUGAGGAAAUGCAGUCUCUUUUUUUUUUCAUAUUUAUUUCAUAUUUACAAUAGGUACAGCUGAAGAUCCAUAAGACAAUUUCAUUUCAAACCCUAAAAGGUACGCACAGAGCUGGAGUUGUUCCUAUGCAGCAAUGUCCCAGGAGCCAGGGCCCGGGGCUGAAGGAGGGGGAGCUUGUGAAACUGUUUUCCAAUGUGAAAUCUUUUCAGCUUGCAGAGGACAAAACGCAGUGUCUGCACCCUACUUGUACCAGCUGCCUGCCCAUGGCCUUUCUUUCCCAUCUUACAGCUUGAGUUCAAGUUUCUAAAGCUUAAUGUUUAAAAAAAUAGUGCAUUCUUUUUGUAUGUUUUCUCCAAGGAAUAAGGGCAUGCCUCUGUCUUUCUUUUGCAAGACAAAUUUAAGCCACUUUUUAAGUCUCAAGCGAGAGUUUGUGCUAAAGAUGGGAGUAGGAGGCCUACAGAUUUUCAUUCUGUGACCUGGGAAACAAAUGGGUGAAAGGAUUUGGUUUUAUUUUGUUUUCAAAUGAUUGGCCUUGGGCAUCGUUCUGAAAUCUGUUACCAUGAUUCAGAACAGCUGGAGGAGAUGAUAAAUGUUACCAGGUAUAGGGUUUUCUCUUUAAAGCAGGAAAUGAAAUUUAAAAAUCUGUGGCAAAAGUUAUUAUUUGUUUUAAACUACUGUAUUUCUUCUUGAACCACACUUCUUUUCUUCCUGUAGAUUUAUUAAAAAAAUACUAGGGUUAAAAUGUUUUCUGUAAACUUGAAUGAAGUUGAGAUUAAUUUAUGGAGCAAACCACUGGCAGAAAUUAUAUGCAAUUAAAACUUAUGAUUUGACCUGAUUUUUGAGACAUAAGGAUGUUCCAAUUAAUUAAUGUGUCACAAGAUUGGAAAAACUCAGUGAUGAGACUUCAUUACUGCUCUGCCAAAAGAAGGAUAUGAUUUUUUCAAGAAUCAGUCUCCAAUCAAUGUCAUUUUCAGACUCUGCUUGUGAUAUUUAGGUUCUGCCUAAAAUGCCUGAUAAAAGAAAACCCUUUUCACUGGAAUACAAAAAUGUCUCUGGAGCCCUUCUCUUUAAUUACAUUAUUUUCUUAUGAUGUUUUUCCUGACACCAAAAAUAUAGAGCAGAUAUAAGCUGCAAAACUUGCACCUUCAGGCUGAAUUUUCUUGAAUACAUCCUCCACAAAAUCUAUG
This is a messenger RNA of Cuculus canorus (common cuckoo), 3860 nucleotides long. It is a transcript of the gene NIPAL2, whose product is annotated as NIPA like domain containing 2. Gene Ontology annotation, cellular component: membrane. Gene Ontology annotation, molecular function: magnesium ion transmembrane transporter activity. The record is from RefSeq and is a predicted model, not a curated record. Lineage: Eukaryota; Metazoa; Chordata; Aves; Cuculiformes; Cuculidae. Gene Ontology annotation, biological process: magnesium ion transport. The transcript is spliced from 11 exons. The coding region runs from base 274 to 1377 and encodes 367 amino acids.